AUGACAGAUAUAAAAAAAAGAGAAUUUGAAAACGUUGAUUCACUUUCAAACUAUAACGAAGCUGAUUCAUCAAAGAGACUAAAAACCGAAAGUGAUGAAAUUGAUAGAUCAAUCGAACCCAGUCCAGUAGUGCACUGCAGAGGUUUACCAAUCACAAUAACAGAGAGCGAUCUUCAUUCUUUAUUAUCACCUUUUGGAAAAAUUCAAGCUGUAUGCAUGCUAAGAAUGGGCCAAGCAUUAAUCGAAAUGGAUUCAGUUCAAUCAUCAUCAAAUAUCAUUAACCGUUCUAUAACAAAACCAUUCUUACUUAAUAAUCAAAAAAUUUUAUUUUCAUAUUCUAAAAGUCAACAUUUAAAUAAUGUAAAGAAAAAUCAACCAAUGGUCCCAGGUGGCUCAAAUCAAAAUAUUAUAUUGUGUACAAUUUUAAAUCCAUUUUAUCCAAUCACAACCAAUACAUUACACACUAUAAUGUCACCAUAUGGCAGAGUACUAAGAAUUGUAAUUUUCCAAAAGAAAAGCGGUUUACAAGCUUUUGUAGAAUUCGAUUCACCAUAUUCAGCAAAUACAGCCAAAGAAACAUUAAAUGGUUAUAAUAUUUAUACAGAAUGUUGUAAAUUACAAAUUGAAUUUGCACGUGUUUCAAAAUUAAAUGUAAAACAAAAUGAUGAGAAAACAGCAGAUUAUACAACACCAGAUUUCUACAGCCAACAAUUGAUUCAAUCACCACAAGGUAUGCAAAUGUACCACCAUGCAGCCGGUAGUAAUCCAUUUGGAGCUAGCCAUGGUGCUGGUUUUAUAAAUGGCGGUGGACCACAACAAUAUGGUGGGGCUCCAUAUAUGUAUCCAGCAGUUGGUAACCCUGAAUCAGUAAACCAGCCUGUAAUUUCAGUUAGUAAAAUCCCAGAAGAUAUUGAUACCGAUAAAUUAUUCAAUCUAUUUUGUCUCUAUGGUAAUGUAAUCAAGAUUAAAAUGCUUCACAACUCCAAAGGUAGUGCUAUGGUUCAAAUGGGCGAUAGUAUUCAAGCUGAAAUUGCUGUUCAAUGUCUAAAUCAUUCUUUUAUUUAUGGCCAAAAAAUAAAUUGUUACCACACCAAGCAUCCUUUCAUUGUAGACUCUGAAAAAACCAAAGAUUACUCUAAAUCAACUUUAAAUAGAUUUUUAAACAGCCAACCAUAUGGGAAAAAUGCUUAUAAGCCAUCAAGCACUUUACACUUUUUAAAUGUUCCACUUCAUUACUCUGAAAAACAAUUAUCAGAUGUCUUUGCUAAAAAUGGUACUCACUAUCCAAUUCACGUUAAAUUCUUCCCAACCAAACCUGAAAGUACAAAACAUUUAGGUUUAUUAGAGUUCCAAGAUACAAGAUCGGCUACUGAGGCUUUAAUGGAUUUAAAUAACUAUAAGGUCGAAGGAAAUCCAUUAAAAUUGUCUUUUACUAUGAAUACUAUUCAUAAAACUGAUGCUAAAUAA
Messenger RNA from Dictyostelium purpureum, 1467 nucleotides. RefSeq lists its product as uncharacterized. Lineage: Eukaryota; Evosea; Eumycetozoa; Dictyosteliales; Dictyosteliaceae. The coding region runs from base 1 to 1467 and encodes 488 amino acids. The record is from RefSeq and is a predicted model, not a curated record. Gene Ontology annotation, cellular component: nucleus. Gene Ontology annotation, biological process: regulation of RNA splicing; mRNA processing. Gene Ontology annotation, molecular function: mRNA binding. The transcript has 7 exons.